This is a messenger RNA of Rhipicephalus microplus (southern cattle tick), 7701 nucleotides long. RefSeq names its product selenoprotein N-like. Lineage: Eukaryota; Metazoa; Arthropoda; Arachnida; Ixodida; Ixodidae. The record is from RefSeq and is a predicted model, not a curated record.
UUGGAAGUGUGCGCACAGCGCUAUGUAAACAAUCGAGACGUAAAGUGCCACGAUCGCGAAUUCCCCGGCGUGCCAACCGCAUAAGCGACGAUGUAGAACGUUAACGCAUAAUUCGCGGCUAUGACGCCGUCGCGACAGUUACGUCCGAUCGUUGUUAUCGGUUCGGCAGCAAUCGUCGCCGUCGCUGCGGUGAUCUUUUCGCUGACGUGCUACCGCAGUGACGGGCCUCUCGAUAGAUUGUCGAACUGUUACGCAUUGAUCGAUCGCCUGAAGAACACUGAGUUUGCUUUCGCGUACGCGAACGUCGGGGCAUUACUCGCUUCGAUAGGUUUCGGUCGAGAGAGUAGAGAAUGGGAGAGCCGAAACGUCACGAUACGAAGCUCCUUCCGAGGCAUAGACGUGAGUUCGCUGACGAAAAACGUCGCCGAAGAGGUGUUGUCGGACUCCAACAGCAGCCUUCGUGCCCUCCUGUCAUGGAACGAACCUCAGCAGCACGUAAGAACAGUGCCGCUGUCCAGGUUUUCGGCCUUCCUGCCACCUCGCGGUAACAUUCACUGUAAUCCCUGGUGGCUAGUGGAGGGGAAAGGCUCGCGGAACUCCGAUGGACACGUGCACGCAGAUAUAUACGAACCGUCGGCGUGUGGAACGCCAGCUGAGGCCCUACUUGGCGAGCUCUUCGGCAUGUUUCAUCGAAACGUCUUUCUUGAUACGAGAGCGGCACCAGCUGGGACUGCUGCAGUUGUUAUGAGAAGUGGGAACGGCACGCUGGAUAUCCUCUUCAGAUCCCACGUCGAGUUCCAGAUCAGCUCACCACCGUUGAAGCCGCUUUGGUUUACACCCGCCCAGUUCCAAGGCCGAGUAGUGAUCAGCGAUGAUGGCUCUGCGCUGCAUCACUUUGAGGCUUACGUCCCUACCAACCGGCAGCUCAACGUUGAUUUGGAAUGGCUAGUGGAAGAGCACAACAGGGACGUCCAGCGAACUGAAGUGGAUAUUGGAAAGGUUGCUGAAAUGUCACUCAGCCUGGACUCUCCCGGUGGGCAGCUUGCCGAAAUGCACUCGUCAUUGAUAAGCUCUGACAAAAAGGACGAGGCACUCAGAAAGCUGCAUCAAAUGUUUUUCCCAUUCCUCAAGGUUCCGUACCACAACCUGAGUGCAGCGGCGGCAGAAGCCAAGCGGCACGAAAAGCUAGUCCACUCCAUCGUCACUUGGGGUCCGCUGGAUGACCAGUCGUGCUGAGGAAGUGCUCGGACCCUGCGUCAGGGUCCGCUCGCUUCCUCCGCGGUUCAAGAGCUUCUGCAGGCUUACUUUGUCAGCUCGUGGAGCCUGACUGCCGAGCUACAGGUGUACGCCAGCUUCAAAUCUGAUCGAGCAACGAAAGAAAUGGCUGCCGCCUGCCUCAACGAGUACAAGUUUCCCGUCCAGAUUGUGUGCCUUCUACCAAAUGCUAUAGUAGUCGACAGCAUUUGCGCCAACGACCUUGUCGCUGUCGACGACGUCGACGAAGCAAAACUCGAAGGCUUCUCCGACCCCAUCGAAAUGGCUUACCAUCACUUCCUCAGCAGCUGCGUCACAAAAGCCAGAACCAAGCACUUUUUCGAGGCCUCCUAAACCUUUGCCUGUUGUAAAAUGUAUUGUGCACUGUAAUCAAAGUUUUUCACGAAAGGGCCUUUUUGCUUUAGCACCUGGUAGCUACCAAAUGAAAUGAAAACUAUAUUUUAUGUAGCACUCUAAUCAAAUGGUCAUGCUAUGCCGUACCUUUCACAUACCGCACGUUAAUCUUGCGGUAAUUAGAGUGAAAUCUUGUUAUAGUGAACUUAUCUUUGUCAUGGUCACUAACGUGAGCACCAGAAACGAAAAUUAACAAAUGAACUUGUGCAAAACAUGCAAAGGCGUGAUGCUAGUAAGGAAGGGUAUGUUGUUGAUAUUGACUGCCUCAUAGCUUGCACCCCACAGUUUACACGUUAGUUACGCUAAAUUACAAAAACCGUUUUGCAUCAUCGUUAUUAUAUAUGCAAAUUUACUAUAAAUGAUGUCACGCAAUACCGACUUGUUCGACAAUGUCAUACAUUGAAAGGUUGUCCGUUACGAGUUGCAGAAUGCACGCUUAAACAACACUUGCUGUUUUGCUUCUAGCAGCUCAAGCUUAGCAUGAAUUAUGCUAGCGACUCAAGCUUAGCCUUUAUGUGAAAUCAAAGUAUUUACCUACACACAUACACACCCGACAUCUACAUUUCUUCUUUUCCUGUGAUAGCCUACUCACUGUGAUACGACACCAACCAACCACCACAAAUUUUACCCUUCAAAACUGCACUUCGCAGACUGCAUCUGUAUAUAAGAAAAUGUUCGUCAAUAACACAAGCUAAUGGGGAAGAGGUUAGAACAAAUGCUGUCGUGACUCUCGCAUUGAAAGUUGGAAUCGCGUGACAUCACUUCUCUGGUUCAAAGAGUACACAUGGCGGUUGGAGAGCCACAUUCUGCAGCGAAAAGCCUAAUUCUGUUCACCCUGGUGUAAUGCCUCGAGACAAUAUGAGUGUGGCGUAAAUAAAUGCGCAAGUAAUGGUGGUGGCCUGUGAUGUCAAAAAAAGGGGGUAGAGAUGUUUACACUGGCCGAGUAAAGAUUGGGAAACACCGAGGCUGGUUGAUAUGGGGGGCUUGACAAGACUUUCACUGAUUCUAGGUCUCGGCGUAGGCAAAGUAGAGUCAAACCGCGGCCCGUCACAGACCUUGCAAAAAUGUUCGAAAUCCGGUGCCAGAAGUAACGGGCAAAGCUGGCUGCGGCACCCCCAUUGGAAGUGCAGGCCUUUCGCAGAUCAUACUCGGCCGUUGCGCAGCCGAUAAACAAUGGUGGGGAGCGUUCUUUUAGGCAUACCAUGUUUUACCUUGAGCUGAUUUCACCUUGAGUCUAAUCAUCACAGUUCAUGUUUUAUCUGGAACUCACUCAGAUAAAAAAUAUGCCCUGUCAUUUGUGCUAUCAUGCACUGGUGAGACAAGACAAAAUUGUGCGGCCCAGUUUGCUGGUGCAGGAAAAUUAUAAAAGAGCUGACCGCAAAUGUUUUUCAUUGGACGCGUGGUAAAUGUUUAACAUUGCCACAGAGGUUUGGCUAGCUACAGCAUUGAUGACAAAUGAAGUGAUUAGGUCUGUUGCACUAUAAAAUAAUUUAUUGUGCCGGCAAGAGAGACGAAUCUUGGGGUGUGUACAUAGCUAGCAGUAGCGAUGUUUCAUCGCUCCACAAGAAUCAUAAACGAGGAACGUACCAAGAAAUCCCCAUCCACUGUGCAGUGCCCCUUUGUCGCUUGAGUAAACCAGAGGCCUAAAGUUUAAUCGAUACAUUGUGGCGAUGCGGGCGUCACUGCCCAUUCGUUUUUUUUACGUGCCUCGCUUCAUGUCGACCUCUUUGUACUUUUGUAAGCAAUUUGGUUUUGCAGACGUACACAUUUUUAAGAUUUUCUUCCAGAGCCUGUUUUUUCCAGCCAUCACACUUCCGUACAACCUGCGGUGCUGUCUCUGUACUCAACAUAGAGCAAAAUCUGGUACAAGCCAGCACAGAGAAUUUGCCAGGCAAUCUUGUACAAAGCAUAAAACAUGAAAAUUUAAGACGAAAGUAAGGGCUCUUACAUAAAAAUCACGCAACUGACUGAAAUUUCACAACAGUACGACGUGAAAAUAAAGUUUGCGUGACAUCAGCUAACCAUAUGUUUAGGCACGUGAUCCAACUUUCUCUCGUUCAGGUGUGAACGGCAUCCAACGCAAACAAACGCCUUCACAACCUACACCACAAGACAUUUCCUGUACAGCUUUUCUACUGCAAUAAUUUUGUGUAACUCAGCAAUACUCUUUGUUUGCCGGACUAAAAGCGUAUUGCCUAAUGCUUUCCACCUUUUGUCGUUGUGUGCAGCUUGUGCAAACAGUCGCAUUUACAGUAAAAGCUUGUUAUUCGAAUUCAAAAGCAACUCUGAAAUUGUUUGAAUUGAGAGAAAUGUGAAUUAGCAGGCAUGUGCUAGAAUGAACGAACAUUACACCACACUGCGUGGGCCCAAAAAAAGCCACCUCUGGACUCAUUAUCACAAAUUAGGCAUUACGUACUACACAUUUGUGGCUGCUUAUUUUGUAAGUGAGGUUAAUAAAGCUCCAACAGCAAAAAUUAAGUGAUCAACGAGCGAUGGGUCAUAAAGUAGCACAAACAUGCAUUGGUGUGAGCAGAGAGCCUCAACGUCAGCGCGCGGCAAUAUGUGGCGCGACUUAUGCCCCAAAACAUAUUUAUUUACAUGGCAGAGUUAAUGCAACCGAAAUUAAGUGGUCAGUAAUUUGCUUUCGCUUGCGUUCCUUCUGUCGCGACAGGAUGAGUAUCGUUUACAGCUAGCCCAAGACUUCCGGCGCAGCGUCUGAAUUCUCGUCUGCUGAGAAAUGCUGCUGUUUUGUUGUUUUGCAUCUCUAGUAAAUUUGGUUUGGUUUUGCAACACAUCGCGAUCUCUGUGAACCGACAUCUGCGAGGAGUGAUGACAACCAGGGGCUCCCAAUUUGUAUUAGCCACUCUGGUUACCGACUUGUUGGAAUUAUCGGGAGUUUGCCCCCCACAGAAAUACACGGGGCCGUUCCGAGACUUGGGCGUCAGUUCGAAUUAAGUGAGUAGCAUUAACGAGCUUUUACUCUACAAACUUGGCGAUUGUGCUCAACAAGGGAACGUUGCAUGAAUUUCGUUACAUUAAAAACACUGUUCGCCAAGUUUCACGGGUACAAGAAUAGACGUGUAGAUCACAUGGUCACAUUUAAGUUUGCUAAGUCCCACAUUGAUGUAUGCCUUAAAAACCGUUGACAAUUACAACAGAAGCCUGUAUGCAUUUCUGCUCGAUGGAUUUGCUCUAUGGCCUGUUGUUGGGAAGUCAUGACUUGUGUGUUUUUUGCCACAAGUGUGAUAACAGUACUACGCUAACAUUAGAAAUCCGUAAGAACGUACCAGUUCACAACGAAGAACACACAUUGUCUUGUGUGUUUUCUUUUUUGUCCGUGUUUUGCAUGCCUGCAUUCUUUUAGAUUCUUUUUUUUAAUGAUGAAUCCUUACCACCUGCUAGCUCAGCUUUUUAGUAUUCCAAGAACUUGAGAGAAUCUCGUGAAUUACAAGGUAACGCAGAACCUACUUCGGAAAUGUGCCAUUGCAAAAAUAAGCAUUGCUGUAGAUAUUGCUGAUGUGACAAAUAGCCAUAUUUUUGUAGCACAGUGGAGCGCUAGUACAAAUGCUGAACAUGUUGCGUAUUGUGGCAGAUACUCUUUUCCACCAUCACCAUUUUCUGUAAGCCAGCAGCACCUUAUUGCUCAAAGUGCGCAAAAUAUAAAGCGCAGUGCCUUAAAAUUUCAGACGAACGCAGCGGCAUUUCUGUUUAGAAGAGCGUGCAAAGAGCUUCACCGAUCUGCCCUCCUAAACUCUUGGGACACGAAGAGCUUUUAUAGUGUUCAUGCAGUGGUACCAGUAUCGAACUAAUUUGGUUUGCUGUUCGCGUUCUACAUACUAAUCAUGUUUCAAUGCCAGAGGUAAAGCUUUGACAAAGCUAAGUGGUCUGAUCUCACCUCCGCAGGACUGUUACACAUCAGUAAUCGCGUACCUUGCUGCUUGUGGACCAAUAUACAACUGUAACAAGAGUUGAAGGUGAUGAAGACGCUGAAGAUUUUUCUUCAACACUUAUCCGAUUACGUUGAUACUGAUUAGUUUGCAUGCAGAACGACAUUUCGGGCUGCCUACUUUUACAGGAAGCACAUCUAAACUAUUCUUUCCGGUGAAUGUACGAUUGCCCAGCUCUCAAGUGAAUUACUUGUGAUUGGGAACACUGCAGCGUAUCUGCACAGUUCAUUGAUAUAAUUAUCAGCCAGCACACCUAGAUAAUCAACUGGCCUAUUCUAUGGGUCUAUUCUAUAGCUACGUAAGCUUAUUUUAUAGCUUUGAAGAUGCAUAUUGUGUCUUUGUACAGUCAGUGACAAUGUAGUGUUUAAGUGACACGCCGCCAACUAUGGUCAUUUUCGCGACGUCGAAUGUAUAUGUUUGUUUAGAGGUAAAGACAACCGUGAAAAUCCACCUUGUGUCGUUCGUGUUUUCAGAUGAAACAAACAUCCUGGCUAAUUUUAUAGAUUACUUUUUUUACAUCAGUUUUUAUUGAAGGAUAAUAUAUUUAAAGAAACAACAAAAUUUUAUCUUUCGGUAAGUCAAGCUGUUAUAUUAGCAGAGCUAGAAUACUAUAGAUGACAAUGUACUCCAGUUUGCACAGUUCUUUCGGUGAUAAAGCAAUUGUUCAGCAUUGUCUUGUGGGCUGGAUCUUGCAUGAAUUUCUCAUGUUAUCACCAAAUACAGCACGUCGUUUCGGUGCAAUGUACCCAAUACCUUUGCGCAAGUACUACGUAACUUCACCUUCGACCAGUCCCGCGCAGUCGAAUUACAACUUUGCCACGAGCGGUUCUGCGAAUGUGCCGCCCGUAAAUGUACUGCUUUGACUAUCAUGUGGCAUCCUCAGAGUUGGCACAAUUGAAAACAGCAAGGUGUGCCUUAGAAUGCUUGGAAUAAUUGAUAUGUCUAGGGGUGUGUGAAUGUUAAGAACUUCAUAGCGAUGAAGCGAUUGUUGACCCAUUUGAUUUGGUCUUUCAAUUGAAUCAUCACUACUUCUGACUGUAAACAAUGUUUCAAAUAGUUUUUGAAUACUGAAAUUCAGCAGCUGUAUAAUAUCAAAUGUACAAUUUGAGGCAAAGUUUGAUAAUUUCGUCUUGCAGACCAUGGUAGGCACAAAGCGUGAAUUACAAGGGAGCAUGCCAAGUCGGCAGCUAGAACUUUUUUAGCUAAACUGCACAUUAGUUAAUAAAAAAGUACUGAAAACAAAAAUAAACUGCCCACUUGUUUCUAGUAGCCUUGUGCUUUUAAUGUACGGUUCAUAAUCUGCUACAGUGACAAACUUAGUAAUUUCAUACCCAGCAACCGACUGGCAACUGUGUGAUCUGGCAAAAACGUUAAAUCGAAAAAAUACAAUGUACACAUGAUUACUGGUUCUCAGCGUAACAAUGUAAACAGCUGUUCAUUAUUUGAAAACUAUUCUGUUGACUGCUGGUGCUAAUAGUUCAAUAUUUUAAGCCUCAAAACUUACUAUGUGUACAACCCUAACUGACCUUGCCGAAAAAAAAAAAAAAUAGGGUGUCAGAACAUUGCAAGCUGAGGUGACCUUUUGCUCACUGUUGGUGCCUUCAUUUUAAUUUUUUUUGUUCCAUAACUUUUGUUGCAAAUAGCAUUGGUUUGCUGGCAGCAGCCUUCAUAAUUCACAAAGCUUCUGUACGAAAAGAAAAAUGUGUUCAAGAAUGCUGGCAUUUAGUAGUCUGCUGGACAAAGUCUGUUGUUUUUCCAGCACGCUGUCGAUGCAAAUGUGAAAAAUCUCGUCACCAAGAUGUUUUCAUUUGUGUUCUCCAUUUUCGUUUUGUAUUCUUCGUUCUCACUGAAAUAACGAGGAAAAAAAGCAAACGCUCAAGUUUGUCUGCCUUAUGAAGUUGCCUUUCAAAACCGUCCGUGACGGCGAAGGAUGACGGAUGCUUUUUGCAGACCGCUUGUGUUGUUUGAAUAAAAUAUGUUAAGUUUGCGAUUUGCAAUGUUUGUCAUUUCAUUGGAAGUAAUGAACUCUCAAGUGACAGUGCAGUACACUCUUGUUAUAUAGAGUCUAAAUAAACCAUGGAUAAUA